CAAGGGAACACAACAUUGUUGACAACUGUGGCUUGUCAGCAAACUUCUACAGUUUUAAUAACAAUGAAUCUGUCUAAAUUUCUUUGGGUCGGCUUUGUGGCGCUUUCGAUGGACUGUCGUCAGUGCUAGCUAACUAAGCAGCCGGGUUAGCUGUCAACAUAUUUGACUCAUAACGUUUCAGACCAUCUGUAUCUUAACGUGUAGCUAGCUAGCUAGCUAGCUACAGCUUAGCUAAAGACAUAGCAGCAGCAUGGGUGAUGGCAGUGUUACUCCCAGGCUCAGCAACAUGAAAGCAUUGCUUGGAAUAGUUGCAGGAGCUGGAGCCUCCUACGGAAUAUACAAACUAAUCAGCGGGGGGAGCUUCAAGAGAAACAAGAAGAGUGUCAACAGUGAAAGUCCUGGUGUCAGGACCAGCCAGCCAAAUCAGGUUACCCUACCGCGAGGCAGCCUGUUGGCCAAAGUGUCUGGGCUGGACGUUGUCUGUCCCCGACCUGAUGUUGCAUCAGGUGACAUCAUCCACCAGUCCCCGGGUCACCUGGAGCCACAGCACUUGAAAAUGCUGCUGUCAUGUCUACAGACCAGCAGUAAUCCGCCUGACAGAUGUCGGAUCCUACUUACGCUGGGAAAUGCUGCUGCCUUUACUGUGAAUCAGAAUCUAAUACGGGAAUUUGAAGGGAUUCAUAUCAUAGCCGGCUUUCUCUCUGAUCCUGCGGCAGAGGUUAGAGUGCAGACUCUGAAUGCUUUAAAUAAUCUAUGUAUGAACAUCCCAAACCAGGAACAAAUAAAGGGUUAUGUACCACAAGUGCUGGAGCUGAUUGAGAUGUCACCCGUGAAUUCUGACCUUCAGCUCGGUGCUCUCAGGCUGCUGACAAACCUUUCAGUCACAGAUAAACAUCAACACUUGCUGAAGGAAUCAAUUACACUUUUACUCUCCCUACUUGUCGUGAGCAAUGAAGCGUUACAGGUUCAGGCUUCGAAAGUCCUUGUGAAUCUGUCAUCUAAUCCGGAUAUGAUGGAUGACAUUGUUCAAGCUCAGGCACCAGCUUCUGUUGUGCUGCUGUUCGACGCACGGACAGCCUCUGCCGUGCUUCUGCGACUGCUAACAUUUGCAGGGAACUUAAAGGCCUGGAGGCCAUCUGCCCAGGUUGCUCAUGAACUUAGGCGGAAGCAGGAUUGCCUCUUCCGGGUCAUGCUAGAUGAGUCUUCUCAGCUCCACAGCAGACUGGUCCAGCUACUCUCACACCCUGAUGGGGAGAUUCAGGCCCAAGUGGCUCGCAUCUUGAGUUAGGCCCCCCUCUCUGGACUCUUGGAUCCAUGCACAGCUUUAGCUUCCACACCCUAUGCCAAAACCCUCAACCUAUCAUCCUUUCAUUUAAAUUAUAAAUCUGUUGACAUUCAUCUUAUAAAAGAGCAGGCUGCGUAGCCUCUCGUUGAUACUCAGCCUCCACUCCCACACUCGAUACCUACUGUGUUUCCUAGAUCAGUAUUAUUACCCCACAUCUGCUCAACUAAAUGAUCUGUUUCACCUCGUUAGCCACUCUUCCCUGAUUUCCAGUUUUUCACACUGCAAUUAACUGACGAGCACUGAAUGAGCAGGAAGAAGCCAUUCAUUCAGUUGGGUGUGAAAACAGGCCACCCCCUCCCUGUUUUAUUCCUGCCAGCAAGAGUUUUGCCAGAGACUAUUUUCCUUCAAAGAUCCACAGUGCCCUUCCUUCUGAGAACCUACUCACCUACUUUCUCUGAAGACGUAUUCCAGGUGAAAUUUCUGAACCCGAACCCACUGCCAAACAUUUCCUAGAGAAUGUGUCAGAAUGCCCUGUGCAGCAUGACCCAAAUUACUACCCAUCUGUGGCUCAGAGGGACACAUAGACGCAGAGCUGAAGAGGUUUCCUACUGCACACCUUAGCAUGCCUUGGAGACACAAAUGAAUGGAAGUACUACAGCUCCAGUCCUCGCUAAAGUAUUGGCAUGCUGGAUUUAAAGAUCAUGAUCUUCUUCAAAUGAAAGCAAGAUCUAGUCAUUUAAUUUGAAAAUCGGACCGUCAUGACUUUAGAAGAGCCAAAGUGAGGUUAACCUACAGGGUGUUCGGUCUCACGUUCUGCCACAGUGUGAGAAGCUCAGUGUAUUGGGAAGACCUUGUGGUUGAAACACAGCCUCGCAUUAAGAAGAGCUAGUAAAGGUGGUUGGGACACUUGAUAACGAUUCAGCCUGGGUUAACUUUGACUUUGAAGGUUCACCAACCACAGCUGCCUGGUAGAAAACCCCAGAGUUGAUCCAGGAUGUACAGUUGCAUCUCUCUGCUAAGAAACACCUGCAAAUUCCUCAUGGAGGAGCUGGAGGAAGUUGUGGGGGAAAAGGAUGUCUGGACUGCUAUGAUUGUUUCAGCUACCAUAAAUAUCGUGCGGAUAUGGAGCUUGAAAGUAAAUGGAGGAGAGGUUGACCUCAGACAAAGCAGUCUGUAAUAGUAAUAACAAUAAUGAUAAUACAUUUUUAUGGAGAGAAGGUUAUUGAAUCACAACAGCGAUUGAAUGUUAAAUUCAAGCCUUAUUAUGUUAAGUUAUGCACUUACUGUAAUAAGACAGGCUGUAAGUGACAGGGCCACAUGUUGUCUUGCUGGAGGACUGGAGCCGUGGACCCAUCUGCCGACUUGUUAACAGUAUUUACAGAGAGGAGAUGGGUGUAGGUGCACACCUCUAAUUUGCAUGAAAAAUGUGACCAUUAUCUCUGAAUAUGACUUUUAAUGCAAGGAUUUUAUGGCAUGAAGCCAGUCCAGGUGUAAAGAUAUGCUGCACAAUUUUUAUGUUUGGACACUGAUUUUGUUGAACCCAAAUCCUAAAUCUCUCUCAGGCAAUAUGGUUUACCAGAACAGAUACAGCUGGAGGCUGAUAUACUUGUGACCUAGAUUAUGAUAUUUAUUUAAUAAACUUAGCAUUUUGCCUAUAAGUGAGAAAAAUGUUUGUUGUGUCUGUUUUAAUGGUUCAAUAAAUGCUCGA
Messenger RNA from Chelmon rostratus (copperband butterflyfish), 2993 nucleotides. RefSeq names its product armadillo repeat containing 10 (gene armc10). The record is from RefSeq and is a predicted model, not a curated record. The transcript has 6 exons. Bases 251 to 1288 code for a protein of 345 amino acids. NCBI's taxonomy places the organism in Eukaryota, Metazoa, Chordata, Actinopteri, Chaetodontiformes, Chaetodontidae. Gene Ontology annotation, cellular component: mitochondrion.